AUGGCUGACUGGCGUUGCUCCGCGCACCUCCCCGCGCUCAAGCCGCUCCUCCAAUCACAGCUCUUAGAGGCCAUCACCGCCGCCCUCGCGCGCAAGCCCUCCGCGCGGAUCGGAACCAGCGUGGGCGGCACAUUCGGCUCGCUGACGGGCGCAGGCAGAGGCGGGAGCGGAUCCGGGGGCUCGCUGACCCUCGGCGGAAGAGCCAUCCUGAGCUGCCUGGCGUGCGGCGCGCUGACAGGCGCAGCGGAGCGGGGAGCAGCGCCAGGCCUGGCCCCUGGCGCUGGGGGCGGCGGGGGAGGAGCUUCUCGGGCGGCAGGGGCUGUUUCGGGCGGCGUGGGGGGCGGCAGCGGGCGGCGCAGCAGCGGCGCGGCAGCAAUCAAUGUCGACGGGAGGAGGAGCGCUGGCGAGGAGAGAAGCGCUGGCGAGGAGAGGAGCGCUGGCGAGGAGAGGAGCGUUGGCGAGGAGAGGAGCGUUGGCGAGGAGAGGAGGGCUGGCAAGGAGAGGAGCGCUGGCGAGGAGAGGAGCGCUGGCGAGGAGAGGAGCGUUGGCGAGGAGAGGAGCGCUGGCGAGGAGAGGAGCGCUGGCGAGGAGAGGAGCGUUGGCGAGGAGAGGAGCGUUGACGAGGAGAGGAGCGCUGACGAGGACAGGAGCGCUGGCGAGGACAGGAGCGCUGCCGAGGAGAGGAGCGUUGGCGAGAAGAGGAGCGCUGGCGAGGAGAGGAGCGCUGGCGAGGAGAGGAGCGUUGGCGAGGAGAGGAGCGCUGGCGAGGAGAGGAGCGCUGGCGAGGAGAGGAGCGCUGGCGAGGAGAGGAGCGUUGGCGAGGAGAGGAGCGUUGGCGAGGAGAGGAGCGCUGGCGAGGAGAGGUGCGUUGGCGAGGAGAGGAGCGUUGGCGAGGAGAGGAGCGUUGGCGAGGAGAGGAGCGUUGACGAGGAGAGGAGCGUUGGCGAGGACAGGAGCGCUGGCGAGGACAGGAGCGCUGGCGAGGACAGGAGCGCUGGCGUGGACAGGAGCGCUGGCGAGGAGAGGAGCGCUGGCGAGGAGAGGAGCUUUGGCGAGGAGAGGAGCGUUGGCGAGGAGAGGAGCGUUGGCGAGGAGAGGAGCGUUGGCGAGGAGAGGAGCGUUGGUGAGGAGAGGAGCGCUGGCGAGGAGAGGAGCGCUGGCGAGGAGAGGAGCGUUGGCGCGGAGAGGAGCGCAGGCAAGGAGAGGAGUGCUGGCGAAGAGAGGAGCGUUGGCGAGGAGAGGAGCGCUGGCGAGGAGAGGAGCCCUGGCGAGGAGAGGAGCCCUGGCGAGGAGAGGAGCGCUGGCGAGGAGAGGAGCGCUGGCGAGGAGAGGAGCGCUGGCGAGGAGAGGAGCGCUGGCGAGGAGAGGAGCGUUUGCGAGGAGAGGAGCGUUGGCGAGGAGAGGAGCGCUGGCGAGGAGAGGAGCGUUGGCGAGGAGAGGAGCGCUGGCGAGGAGAGGAGCGCUGGCGAGGAGAGGAGCUUUGGCGAGGAGAGGAGCGCUGGCGAGGAGAGGAGGGCUGGCGAGGAGAGGAGCGCUGGCGAGGAGAGGAGCGUUGGCGAGGAGAGGAGCGCUGGCGAGGAGAGGAGCGUUGGCGAGGAUGAGCAUUGGCAUGGGAAGGGGUGUUGGGUGGGGAGUGUGUACGUAAGGAGUCCCGGUUUAUGCGACUGGGAAAUGCACCUGAUUGCAUCAGUGCCAAAGCAGAGGACCGCACCACAGCGCCAGGAUCACCAACGCAGGGGCAUCCGCACCUGCCUCCUCCCUCUCAUUAAAAAGGGAACCAAGCUGUUCAAACUCCUUUCUCCGCCGUCCCCCUCUGCUCCCCCUCCCCCCGCGUGUGCUUCCCCCUCCUCUGGCCGAGGGGAGAAGCUGCUGCUGGGGGGAGCGGACCUGUGCGCCCUGAUGCGCGCGGAUGGGGGGAAGAGUGGCUUGGCUGGCGGUGGGGGAAAGGGAGCUGCGGAUGAGAGCAAGGGGGAGCGCAGAGGAGCGGUGGGGGGUUCAGAAGCAACCGUUGAGAAGGGGGGAAAGAGCGGAGAUGCGUCGGAAAUAGGGGGACAUGGGGGGGAGCAGAAGAAGGGACGUGGGGGCAGUGGGGACCAAAAGGGGCAUGAAGCGACCAGGAGGCGCAAGGGAGAGGAGGAGGAGGGCGAGGAUGUGGAGGAGAGAGACGGGGGACUGAAAGGAAGGGAAGGAGUGAAGAAAGGGAGGGAGCAGGCGAAGCCGACAGUCAAGGGAAGUGAAGGCGGGGAUGAGAAGGGGAGUGGUGGUGGUGGGGUUGGGGAAAAGAGAAAAGGGGUGAAGGGGAAGGAAGGGGGCCGUGAGAAGGAGAAGCAAGGCGGGCAGGUGAACAAGGAGAUGAUGAUUCGAGCAGCCAUCAGCAUGAUGCAAGCCAAGAAGUUCCAGGAAGCGAUCAACCUCUUCAACCAGGUGGAAGCGGAGGGCGGGGAGCUGUCGGACCAGCUGUUCAUCGGCAGGGGCCUCUGCCACCUGAUGCUCAAGCGGAUGGAUGAGGCGGAAGACGACUUCACAGAGGGCAUUCAGCGCUUCCCCAGGAGUGCGGAGCUGUACAGGCGGAGGGCCAUGCUGCAUAUUGAGAGGAACGAGCGCGAGAUGGCCGUGGAGGAUCUGAGUCGGUCGCUGGAGAUCGAACCCGACAACCAGGACGCGCUGCAACACCGCGUCCUGGUCUGCAAUAACCUGCAUUGUCCUGCCUCCCUCCUCCCCUCCCUCCCUCCCUCCCUCCUCCCCUCCCUCCCUCCCUCCCUCCUCCCCUCCCUCCCUCCCUCCCUCCUCCCCUCCCUCCCUCCCUCCCUCCUCCCCUCCCUCCCUCCCUCCCUCCUCCCCUCCCUCCCUCCCUCCCUCCUCCCCUCCCUCCCUCCCUCCUCCCCUCCCUCCCUCCCUCCUCCCCUCCCUCCCUCCCUCCUCCCCUCCCUCCCUCCCUCCUCCCCUCCCUCCCUCCCUCCUCCCCUCCCUCCCUCCCUCCCUCCCUCCUCCCCUCCCUCCCUCCCUCCUCCCCUCUCUCCCUCCCUCCUCCCCUCCCUCCCUCCCUCCCUCCUCCCCUCCCUCCCUCCCUCCCCCCCUCCCUCCGUCGCACAGGGCAUAGCCCUGGCGGGGGCAGGGCAGUGGCGCAACGCGAGCGCCGUGUUUGCGGAGGCAGUGAAACGCCACCCGAUGUCGGCGCACCUGUGGACGGAGAAGGGCCGCGUGCACAAGGAGCUGGGGGAGGUGGAUUUGGCGCUUGCUGCCCUUCACAAGGCUCUGGCGCUGGAAGACACGCUGGAGGCGUACAUCCGCCUCACAUCCCUCAUGCAGCUGGUGGGCCGCCACAGGGAGGUGAUAACCACAGCGAGGAGGGGUUUGAAGCUGAAUCCCAACGACAUCGAGCUCAACUACCUGGAAGCUUCCGCGCACCAUGCGCUGGUCUCUGCUCGCAAGCCCUCUUCCUGUGCUAGGCUAGCCAUUCACUCAUUCACUCCACCAUUCCUCCACCCUCCACCCCCCUUCCUCUGCCCCCUGUCUAUCCAUCCGCAGCUGCAUCACUCACUCACUCACUCAGCCCUCCACCCCCCUUCUCUAAUCCCCAUCCGCCUGCAGCUGCAUCAGUAUACGUACAUCCUCGCCCUCUGUCCCUCCCUGGUGCUGCAUCAGUACACGCACAUCCUCGGCCUCUCGCCCACAGACAGCAACACCGGCACUCUUCAGGGCAUGGCGUUUUACCAGAGGGAGAUAGCAGCGUACACGGUAUCCAAGCUGGACCUUCCAUUUGCACAGUUCCGCCUGGACUACGAGCUCAACAAUGAACUCAAGGAAGCAUGGGUGCGCAAGCAGUCGCCCCUCUCCAUCCUCCCCGCCUACCGCCCCCUCCCCAUCCGCCUGGUUCGCAACCCCCCUCGCAUCCGCUUCUCCCCCCAAGUGCGCGCUCUCAUUGCCAAGGCGGACGAAAUCGGGCGGCGCACGCAGUACUUUGUGGACGGCUUCAUGCCGCACAAAAGACAACACCGCAUGGCGGGGCUUGCCGCCCUGGAUCUGAUGCAGAGGGUGAAUGCCACGUGGCAGCAUAUGAUUGAGGAACAGAAGCCAAGAGAUGGGGAUGGGGAGCAGGAGGGUGAGAGGCUAAGGGAAAGCGAGGGUGACGACAGGGAUAGCAGGAACAACAGGAAUAUCAAUGGUGAAAGUGAUGGUGAUGGUGAUAGUAGUGAGGGGAGCAGUAGCGGAAGGAGCACCAAGGACAGAAGAGCAAGUGGGGGAGGGGCACAGAGAGGGUCCCGACGGAAAACACCCCGAGUGUCCCUCCAAUCCUCCGCAGCAGGGAAGAGAUCCAAGGGUCGAGAUAAGCCCGCCGGCUCAUCUGGCCGAUCCAACGGUGCACAGCUGAUCUCCGGGUGGAGAGACAUGUUCGACGGAAUCAUACGGUGGAGGCAGCACGCCGAACCCUGCGAUACAAUCACAUGGAUCGACCAGCUCAAAAACGAGUACCCCAAGGGCUUCGGUACAAUCACAGCCAUGCGGGUCGGGCAGAUGCACAACCUGAAGUACUACCCGUUUCAGGACUGGGCGUUUGAAGUCAUGAGAUCCGUUCUGCUGGAGACUGAAAUGGCUUCGAAUGCAACCAACUGGCCUCUGCCGGUGCCGCGGCGGGUGCACGGGAAGGCGAUCGAGGCGGCGGGGGAUUUCGGGGAUUUACACCGCGUGGUGGGGGAGAACUUCUAUGUUACCACACAGUGUUACAGCGAGGCGUUUCCCGGGCGAGUGAUGAACGGCACCCAGCUGACUCUCGUGGAGGCAUCAGGCUCAUACGACUUCACCAUUCGUACAGCCGUGACACCCGAGCGCAGCGCAGAGUUCUUUCAGGAGCUGCAGAGGACAUGGGAGGAGCUCAGUGAGGCCGCCACAGACACACACACACAGACCACCGACGUGCUCCUGUACCGGCGGCGAGUGAGGGAGGGCGUGCUGCGGAUGGGAUACUACUGGUAUCAGUUCAUGCCGCUCACCCGCGGGUCGGCGAUGGUCGGCAUUAUUUCUAUUCUCGGCCUCUCCCUGGCCGCUGACAUGGAGACGCUUUCGCUCAUCCCCAAGGAUGUCCAGGUGGACUGGGAGGCGAUCCUAAAUCCGCGUUUUAAGCAGUUCAACGACUCAGUAUCGCCCUGGUUUUACAGCAAGGUUGCCCCCGCGCCCUGGCACUUGCCACGUGUCAGCGAGGCAUUGCCCACCACACGCCACGUCAUCGCUGCACUCAGCUAUGACCUGGAAUCUGACGGGGCCGGGUUGGAGAGUGAGGGAAGCGGAGAAGAGGAGAAGAGAGGGAGAGGAGUUAAGGGGGAAGGAGGGGAGGUGGAGGGAGAUGGAGGGGAGGUGGGGCAGGGUCAAGUGAAGAAGCCACUGCACGUGGUGCUCGUGUGCCCUCAGAUCCCUGGCAACACCGGGUCCAUUGCACGCACGUGUGCUGCCACGGCCGUUCCCCUGCACCUGGUCAAG
Messenger RNA from Closterium sp. NIES-65, 5475 nucleotides. Lineage: Eukaryota; Viridiplantae; Streptophyta; Zygnematophyceae; Desmidiales; Closteriaceae. The record is from the annotation of a GenBank genome assembly.